AUGGACAGCUUCCCGUCGUUUCUCGACGCCUUAUCCACCACCGAGUCGACCCUCGUAAAGUCUCACUCAACACCGCUUCCCAUUUGCGACGCAGUGCUCCUCGAGCAGCAACAAGCGCUUGACAACAACCGCAGCGAGCGGUACCAAUUGCGGCCAAGUGGGGUCUCGUUCCAGAGCGCGUCGUUUCGGCGACGCACGCAGGAGAAGAUCCACGAGCUCAUUCGAACUGCUACUGCUGCUACGCCGUCACCGGACGUUUGCAGCGCAAAUGCGUUGCUCGCCCAAAGGACGCUCAAGUACCGUCGCGUGCUCGAGCGGCAGUCAGUCUACAGCACCACGUCGAUGCCGUGUCGACUGAGCUAUCACUAG
This is a messenger RNA of Hyaloperonospora brassicae, 369 nucleotides long. Lineage: Eukaryota; Oomycota; Peronosporomycetes; Peronosporales; Peronosporaceae. The record is from the annotation of a GenBank genome assembly.